Messenger RNA from Zingiber officinale, 980 nucleotides. RefSeq lists its product as uncharacterized. Bases 23 to 709 code for a protein of 228 amino acids. NCBI's taxonomy places the organism in Eukaryota, Viridiplantae, Streptophyta, Magnoliopsida, Zingiberales, Zingiberaceae. The transcript has a single exon. The record is from RefSeq and is a predicted model, not a curated record.
CCCUCUUCUUAUCCUUCUAUAUAUGCCACGCCGGACUGGAGCUAGGUUUGCCCAAUCUGCCAGCUGCCGGCUCCUUACCUUAACCUCCUUUUCGCUCCAUCCAUCCGCGCUGGCGUCAUCAUCCCGGAGAUGUAGCGGAGCGGUGCACUCUUCCCGGCGAUCCAUCUCGCCGGGUGGCGGCGCCUCCGCCUUCGCCUCCUCGUCUUCCAGCUUUACUUCCCGAUCCACCGCCGCCUUCUUCGCCGAUCACCACUACCAACACUCUCGCGGCGCUUCGCCGACCCGCGUGAAUCUCUACGGCGCCUCCCCUCCUCAUGCUACCGCGGUACGUUUCUCCCUCGGUCGUUCCGCCUCACCCGGCCGUUCCUUCUCCGCCGCCGACAAGCGCUCCGCUUCCGCUGUCACCUCCCCUGCCCGCCGCACCUGUCUUUGCUCCCCCACCACGCACCCUGGGUCCUUCCGCUGUGGCCUCCACAAGGGCAACCAGCUCCAGACCGCCGCUGCCUUUUCCUCGCCGUCGAACCGCCUCAACGCCCGUCGUUCCGCCAUGAAGAACUCACUGGUGCGUAUCGGGGCGGUGGAGGGUGAUUGGGUCAAGCGCGCGCUGUCCGCCCUCAUCCGCCCUUCUUCCCACCAGCAGCGCCGGAGGGCCGACUUCCAACCUCGCCCCAGCCGCCUCUCCCGGAUGUCCAAAGCCGGCGAUCCGUAGAUCGUCAGAUCCCGAAUCAGGUUCGCCAGGAAAAAUAGGGAAGAAGCCGUCUCUGAUCGUCCGCCGGAGCUUCGUCUUCGACCGUCCGAUGCCGAUCGCAUAACAAACAGGAGGUUGUAACUUCUCGGGUUUUUUUUUUUAUUAUUUUUGUACCAUAAACGGCCGGAGGUAAAGGACAUGAGUGAGAGAGCCGUUGGUCUGUACAUACUGAUCCGGCAGCCGUUGAUGCUGCCUAUCGCAACGAAGGUCGAAGGCAUCGGAAUUGAACUGA